GCUCUAGAUCGGAUGGAAGAUGGCGGAUGUUUGUAGUGUGAACCUGGAAGAGAGCAGCUGAUACAAAACACAAACAUCAAGCGCAGGAAAUAAAGAAAAUAAACCCGCGGAGCAGAGAUAGACAGACUGAGAGACAGACAGAUCCACCGUCAGACAGACAGCAUCAUGUCUCGCUGCUCAGACGGUGAAGACAGCUGCUUUGUUGCCAUGGACACCGAAGACAGUGUUGAGACGGCGGACAGUAGGACGAGAGCGGCGGCGAGCGCUCACAGUAUGGGUGAACUGCCAGAGGAAGUGCUGGAGUACAUCCUGUCCUUCCUGUCUCCAUAUCAAGAGCACAAGACUGCCGCCCUGGUGUGCAAACAGUGGUAUCGCCUCAUUAAAGGUGUGGCGUAUCAGUGUUAUCACGGUUUCCUGCGAGCCGUUCAAGAGGGAAACAUCCAAUGGGAGAGCAGAACUUACCCGUAUCCUGGAACACCAAUUACACAACGAUUCUCACACAGUGCGUGUUAUUAUGACUCCAAUCAGUCCAUGUACGUGUUUGGCGGUUGCACUCAGAGCAGCUGUAACGCCGCGUUUAAUGACCUGUGGAGACUCGACCUCAACAGUAAAGAGUGGAUCCGACCGCUCGCGUCAGGUUCAUACCCGUCUCCUAAAGCGGGAGCGACUCUGGUGUUGUAUAAAGAUCUGUUAGUACUCUUCGGCGGCUGGACGCGUCCAAGUCCAUAUCCUCUCCAUCAGCCCGAGAGAUUCUUUGAUGAAAUACACACAUACUCACCAUCUAAGAACUGGUGGAACUGUAUCGUGACGACUCACGCGCCGCCACCCAUGGCAGGCCACUCCUCCUCUGUGAUUGGCAGCAGUAUGGUGGUGUUUGGAGGAUCUCUGGGUGCGCGGCAGAUGAGUAAUGAGGUUUGGGUUCUGGAUUUGGAGCAGUGGACCUGGUCUAAACCCAGCAUCAGCGGCCCGUCUCCACACCCGCGAGGAGGACAGUCUCAGAUCGUGAUUGACAGUGACACUCUGCUCAUUCUGGGCGGCUGUGGAGGUCCAAACGCUUUACUGAAGGACGCAUGGCUGCUGCACAUGAGCGCCUCCAGCUGGACAUGGCAGCAACUGCGAGUGGAGAAUGAAGAUCACGGAGCGCCAGAACUGUGGUGCCAUCCAGCAUGCAAGGUGGGCGAGUGUGUGGUGGUGUUCUCUCAGGCUCCAUCAGGUCGCGCUCCUCUCAGCCCGAGUCUGAACUCUCGCCCAUCACCCAUCAGUUCAACGCCUGCCCCGCUCGGCCCCGACCCGCCCUCACUGCGCUCGCAGUCUCCAGUGCGCGGCGGCGCCGCAGGUGUAGUGUUGGGCGCGGUCGAAGAGGCGCCAUGUGUGAACGGCCGAUGGGGGACACUGCGCCCGAGAGCGUCGGUCAGAGUGAGAGAUGGCAUUCCGUCAUCGCAGCAGCCGUCGCCCUCGCGUGGACCUGACAGCCCACCGCUUCUCAACGGCUCCUCCCCCUCUCCACGCACGAGCCCCGUCCAGGCAGCAUCUCCGCCUACGCGGCCACACGACUACAGCUGGGACGAACCGCUGGGUGCUAACGGGCUUCACACACCUCCGCAGGCCGUGACGCCACACACCCCGCCAGGCGCAGUAUCUCCAGCGGCGCUGCGACGAGGCCUCGAGGCUGUUAAAGCUUCUUCGUCACUCCCGACCUCAUCCUUGCCGUCCCAGCCGAGCACCUCCACAUCCGGCGGCACGCCCCCCGCCUCCUCUAGUAGCCCGCCGCAGGCAGCCGCGGCUGAUGGACACUCCAUCCCGCCGAUCGCGCGGCGACUUGCCCAUCACCCACCGCAGAGUUUGAACGUGGGCAAGCCACUGUACCAGUCGCUCAACUGCAAACCCAUGCAGAUGUACAUGCUGGACAUUUCACGUGCCAAGUCUGAUGGCGUGGUGUCGUGGCGGGUGUACGGGAGCGGCAGCGCACCUAGCGCCGUCACAGGACCGCCAGAGACGAGUCUUCACAGUGUUGUACAGGGGCGCGGAGAGCUCAUCAUCUUCGGUGGGCUCAUGGACAAAAAGCAGAAUGUGAAAUAUUACCCCAAAACCAACGCCUUGUACUUUGUCCGCGCUAAAAGGUAAUGGACGAGCACGAGAUGCGUUUAGCUCUCUGAAGAUUCCCGCACACUGAAGUGUUUAACUGGACGACUUUUGACCUUACACUAAUUUACCUUAAAUACAACACAUAUAAAGGACACUCGAACAUAGUCAUUGUUUCAAUUUAUGAGUGAAUGAUGUGUGUGUUUGUGUGUGCGCGCAUGUGAGUGCGUGUGCGUGCAUGUGAGUGCGUGUGCGUGCAUGUGAGUGCGUGUGCGUGCAUGUGAGUGCGUGUGCGCGCGAGUGUGUGUGUGUGCGCGCGAGUGUGUGUUUGUGCGCGCGUGUGUGUGUGUGUGAGUUUGUGCGCGCGUGUGUUUGUGCGUGAGUGUUUGUUUGUUUGUGUGUGUGUGUAAGAGAGACAUUGAAGGGAAUGUUUUUUAUGUUUCUGUUGUAUUUGACUCAAACUCUGAUUUGACUGAAGGAAACAAGUGAUUGAGGAACAGAAAAUAUCAACCUUUUUUAUCCUCUUACAGCUGCCAUUGUUUACAUUAAACGUGUGCGUGUGUGUGCGUGCGUGCGCGUGUGUGCUCUACUGAGGGAACAAGACUGUGGAUUUUAAGUGGAAAUAAAGCUCUCCAUGUCUUAACUCUC
This is a messenger RNA of Myxocyprinus asiaticus (Chinese sucker), 2730 nucleotides long. It is a transcript of the gene fbxo42, whose product is annotated as F-box protein 42. The coding region runs from base 166 to 2124 and encodes 652 amino acids. NCBI's taxonomy places the organism in Eukaryota, Metazoa, Chordata, Actinopteri, Cypriniformes, Catostomidae. The transcript is spliced from 10 exons. The record is from RefSeq and is a predicted model, not a curated record. Gene Ontology annotation, molecular function: protein binding.